Molecule: messenger RNA, 1165 nt
Organism: Cuscuta epithymum
Lineage: Eukaryota; Viridiplantae; Streptophyta; Magnoliopsida; Solanales; Convolvulaceae
Source: the annotation of a GenBank genome assembly
GACCAUGCGAGUGCUUACAUUGUAGUCCAAUAACGGAAUGGUGAUAAAUUUGGUCUAUAAGCCCAUAUUCUUUAUCGAUGAACGCGAGUUCUACCGUAUCGACCUUGCUUCGAUUCACAUCCCAUAUCCGCCAUAGUUGAGCUGCUGAAUUCCUCAAAUCUCUUGCACCGUGCGCCAUCCGCCGUUGACUGAAUCGAUGGCCGCCGUCGGUACCGAAAGCUACCCUUCGUUGUCUGAGCAAUAUUUGCUGAGGGAGCAAGAAGAGAAAUUGAAUGUGGGAACCGAGCCAGUAGCUGAUGUGGUUAAGACUCUGCCUGAGGAAGCUGCACCAAAAGAAGAUGUAGCCUCUGUUGUUGAGAGCAGCCCAGUCAUCCCAUCUGCUACUGAUGAUGAAAGUAGUGUGAUCUCUGGUGAUGCUGUAAGCAGUGAAGAAGUUGAAAGUGGGGACAACAACCCAGCUGCAAGUGAAGAAAGCAAUCAAGAUGCAGCAGAUGAUAGUGCAGAUGUUGGUCAAGAUGCUAGUGAGGACGAGCCCCCAGAAAUUAAGCUUGAGACGGCUCCUGCAGAUUUCCGGUUUCCAACUACAAACCAGAGCAGACACUGCUUUACCAGAUAUGUUGAAUUUCACAGGUGCGUUGCUUCCAAGGGUGACAGUGCACCUGAGUGUGACAAGUUCGCAAAGUAUUAUCGCUCCCUUUGCCCAGGAGAAUGGGUGGAUAGAUGGAAUGAGCAAAGAGAGAACGGCACAUUUCCUGGUCCGCUGUGAGUGUCGCUCAGUCACUAUCAUCCUGUUGAUUCCAUUAUAUUCAUAGGGAAUCACCACUCAAAUCUGUCAGUGACAAUAAAUUUGACUUGUUUGCCUUACUAGCUCAAGUCAGAAUGAGUGUCUUCACCAAUGCCUCAAAAUUAAACCCAAUCUUUUUCCUGAAAAGUUGAAUGAUUUGUAGUUUUUUUUUUGUAACUCAUAAAGUAGUAGCCUGUUGGCUGUAGUGCUACUAUGUUUAUUUCUUUAUUUCAGUCUUGAGGCUCAUAUCAAGGCUCUGAUGAUCUUACUAUUUUUACAUAUACUCCUCAAAUGCACUAAAAACCCCGUACGUAUAAUGGCAUUGGCAUUUUUGGGGAUGCUGUGUUGUGUUGUGUUCGUAUACGGGCAUUUACUUCUUUU